Manduca sexta (tobacco hornworm) is the source of this 1849-nucleotide messenger RNA. Its product is annotated as neuroguidin. The transcript has 2 exons. The coding region runs from base 198 to 1094 and encodes 298 amino acids. Gene Ontology annotation, cellular component: small-subunit processome; nucleolus. Lineage: Eukaryota; Metazoa; Arthropoda; Insecta; Lepidoptera; Sphingidae. The record is from RefSeq and is a predicted model, not a curated record. Gene Ontology annotation, biological process: maturation of SSU-rRNA from tricistronic rRNA transcript (SSU-rRNA, 5.8S rRNA, LSU-rRNA).
AGGACUGGCAACAUUUUUAUUUAUUUCAGAAAAAAGCGCGUCGUCGGUCGUGAUGACUGUUUUUUGCUACUUGCUUCAGUUCAAUUCGAGAUUUUCGGCUUCCAUUUCAUUAUUAAGGAAGCAUAAAUAACCCGGUGAUUUUACGUAAAAGUAUAUUUUAAAUUUGCUAUUUCAUAUAGCCUAAGUUAGUAAGCAACAUGGUUCAGGCUACAGAUGAAAUGGAACAACCGGAUCUGCCCCAAGCUGUAAAACUACUAAAGGAGAUGAAUAUGAAUGUACAACAGGUCUCACAGCUGGUCGACGGUAUGCUUGUGCGUGUAAAAAGCGGGGAAAUAUCAACUGAUAAAGGUCUUAGUUUCCUUGAAAUGAAAUAUCAAAUGCUUCUUAGCUAUCUAAUAAAUUUAACAUAUAUUGUACUAAGGAAAUGUUCGGGAGAAAAAAUUGAAUCGGAUCCAUCUAUUGAUAGACUUAUUGAAAUAAGAACAGUGCUCGAAAAAAUUCGUCCUAUAGAUUCAAAACUUAAAUAUCAAAUUGACAAACUUGUGAAAACAGCAGUUGUAGGUGCAACAUCAGAGGAUGACCCACAGACAUAUCAUGCAAAUCCUGCAAACUUGAUGAGCAAACUAGAUAAUUCUGAGGCAGAAACGAGUGAAGAGUCAGAUGAGGGAGACAACAAGAAAGAAACAUCAAAGUCAAACAUUUAUAUUCCUCCAAAAUUAGCAGCAGUACACUUUGAUGAAACAACAUCAAAAGUGGAUAGUGAUAAGAAAAAUAAAGAAAAGUCUAGGAGGCAGUUCCUUAACUCUAGUGUAAUGCGAGAACUCCGAGAUGAAUACUCAGAGGCUCCAUUAGAGGUAACCACAGGAAACUAUGUCAAACAAUCAAUAUCUAAGUUUGAACAGGAGAAGACUGAGUAUGAAGAAAAUUAUCUGACCCGCUUGCCUGUAACUAAAGGAGAGAAGAACAGAAGAAAGCAAUUGACCACAGUAGGAGUAUUGGCAGACGAGAUCACAGGCAGUAGUGGACGGUUAGCACGUAAACACAAAAUGAAAUCAAAGAAGGGUAAAAGUUUUAAAAGAAGGCGUACUCAUUAAAUUUCACAACUUUUGUAGAUUGUUGAUACAUUCAAUAAGAGACUUGUGUGGCAUUUUAACAAUCUUUGACUGAGUUUCCUUAAAUGUUGAUAUUGUUAUUUUUAUAUUGGACUUUUUCUGUUUUCAUAAGUGACCUUUUAAAUUUGUUUUAAAUGUACAGAUUUUUUUCUUUCAGAUUGAAAUGAAAUCCUUAUUGGUAUCAGUUUUAUCAGAAAAUUUAUUGUACAUCAAUGUAAAAUAGUAUAAAAGUCACACAGUACUUUAGGUCACAGGGUGAAUAGUCUGAAAUAAUUCUGUUUCAAAUGAUUCAUAAAUUUUAAAAUGUCAUAGUUAUAUUAAAAAUUUCAAACCUUGUUUUAGCACAAGUAUAUUAAGUAUACACAUGGCAAAAUGAAUUUAAAAUAAUGGUUGUGCUAAACCUACAUGUAAAUAAAUGAAAUGAUUAAUUUAGUCUGCAGCAUGCGUCCAGUCAGGUGCUAAAUUAAUCAGAUAAUCAGAUCAAUGUGUUUAAUAACUAUGCUGCUAGUAGUAGCAGCAUAGAAUUCCACUAAAAUCUGUUGCUGUACCUAUAUGUUAAGUUUAUAAAUUUGUUGCAAAUGUAAAUGUUUUAUACAAUACUCAUUACAGUGGCAUUUGUGUUAUUCUUUCAUAACAAUUGUAUGACACUAUGUAAUGUUACAUUCUUACAAAUAUUUCCCAGCUGUCAAUAAUAAAAUUUUAAUAUGAGACAAUUUAUAAUAUGCUGUUGAGGAAAA